Molecule: messenger RNA, 2899 nt
Organism: Venturia canescens
Lineage: Eukaryota; Metazoa; Arthropoda; Insecta; Hymenoptera; Ichneumonidae
Exons: 10
Coding region: 213-1973 (586 amino acids)
Biological process (GO): protein modification by small protein removal
Molecular function (GO): peptidase activity
Source: RefSeq, a predicted model, not a curated record
GUCUUGCUUUGCGCCGCUUCUUCAGCCGGCUCGUGCUCUCAAACGCCGUAACAAUCGCGAAAUCUUUUUGUAACCAAACGCUAAACGACAGGGCAAUGGAAAUUCGUACUUUUUUAUCAUAACCACAGGUUUUUUGCGUCCAUGGAAAAUCUGUGCAUGUAAUAUCAACGGUGAAAUCUAUUUCGAAAUUUCUUUAUAAGAAAUAUCUUAAAAUGAUGCGAUACAUCGCGUUCGAAGGCCGCGGCAGGCGAACCGGAAGUAUGGACGUGCCAGACGAGAUGGGAACGAAGGUGGAGCUUUAUGUUUACGAUCUCAGCAGGGGUAUGGCGGCCACGAUGUCGCGGAUCCUCAUAGGACGAGCGCUGGAUGGCAUAUGGCACACAGCGAUUGUGGCUUACGGUCGUGAAUACUUUUUCGGACCCACAGGAAUCCAGAGCAUAAGGCCGGGUGGUACUGUGCUCGGUGAACCGUUGAGAAUCGAGAAACUCGGCGAGACUUAUUUGCCGUAUUCGAUAUUUCUCGAGUACAUAAACGGUCUUGGUUCCUCCAAAUUUGCAUCAGGCACUUACAAUUUGUUCAAACAGAACUGCAACAACUUUACGGAAGAAGUGAGCAAUUUUCUGGUCGGAAAAGGCAUACCGAAAUACAUUCUCGAUUUGCCGGAGGAAAUUCUCCGAACACCUCUGGGACAGCAAUUGUCACCGUUGAUAAACAGUUUGACGAACGGAGCGAGCGCAGGUUUCACGGUUGGCCAAAGAUUCGUUGAGGCGAGAAUCGAGCGAGAAACGUCGCCGGAAUACCAAUUGUUGAACACAGAAAUCGAGGAGGCGAGAUUGAACUCGAUAGCGUUGGAGGAGAGACGUAACGUGCUUAACGAGAAAUUAGCGAAAAAAGAGCGUAAAAAGAAGAAAAAGAAGAAGGAAAAACGAGAGAAGAAGAGUCGAGAAAGCGAGAGCAACAGCACCGGGACUAGUAACAAUUGUCCUGAGAUGGCGGACGAAGGUACGAUGAGCGACGUUCAGCCGAGCAACGGUGACCUCGGAGCUGAGAUGUUACCCUCCGAGAGGGUGCUGCAAAUGGAAGCAGAGGAAAAACUCGAAAUGGAAGAGAAAAAACGACAUCGCGAUCCACCGAUAGUUUUCAAAAAUAUAGUCGAUGUUGGCCCUGAAUUUGACGCUCUUAGCCGUCUUCUCGAGGGUAAACUUAACGAAAGCGAAGUCACGAAUCUCGAUGAAUUGCGACAGUACGUUUUGGAGAACGAAGGCUCUUGGGCGCUCGGUGAUAACUUCCUCAAUUUCAUCGGUCGAAUUUUGUACGACAAAUCCCUGGAGAGUGAAAUCAGAAUCAAACUUCUUAAUAUUCUUUCCGUUGCGGCGUUGAAGGACGACGUUAUACUUCUGUUACAUCAAGACAGGCGCGAGCACACAAUGAUGAACUUUGCAUUUGACAUUGAUCGUCAUCCGAGCGAGGAGCAAUUGGCCCUCGCACAAUUUAUGGCUAAUAUGUUCGAAAACCUGAGCAGCUCCGAAUGGCUGCUUUACAUAUCCGAGUGGCAACAUAAUAAUCAGAGCAUCAGUAACAUCAGGGUAACAACAAAAGUUGCGGUACAUUCUUUACUCUCGGACUCGCCGGAUCUCUCGUCUCGGGGUGCAGCCAUAAUACAUAACCUCGCCUGCAAGGAGAAAAUGAACAAAAGCAAAAAGCUCCGCCAGCUUUUACCGAAAGGCAGCAUUUCUAAGGUUUUCGACGACGUUGCUGUCGAGUUGACAAUGGCGUUGCUACAGUACUUCAACGGUAGUCCACCCGAGGAACAACUUUACGCGUGUAUGAAAGCGCUCGCCAGAUUCACCCAAAUAAGCGGCCAGGAAGUACCUCAACUCGUGCAAAUGAUCGGACCAGAGCCCAACAAGUUUCGGGGCACGUCGCCAAGAAUCGACGAACUUAUCGAUCAGAUCAACAAAAAAUUACGUUAAACGUCCUCAAUUUUUUAAAACAAUCACACCAAAUUUUUCCAAAAACAGCAGCGAUACUCGAGUACCUCGAAUCAGAGACAAAGCCUUGGUUCCCUUCCACAAUUGAGCCUUGAACACCACAUCCCGGGUCCGUGCGACCGGGAGCUUUUUUCGCUAACUUCAGUCCCAAAAACCCCGUCAAUUUGAAAAAAAUGUCUUCAUUGACUCGCUAUAUACCGAGAAGAAAAAACCGGAUCGUCGUCACUCAAUUUUCUUCCCGGAAACAAAAAAGUUUGUUUGUUCAAAAUAAUCAUGUUCUCCAAUUCCUUUCCUAUGAUGUCCAUGGUGGUGUUUACGGUUAAGUGUCGAAUCGUUAUGAAGCACGCAUUAAAAAUCGCUUUUGAUAUUGUAAGAAGUACGAUUAUUUACUUCCUAGUCGAAUUCGUGUUGAAACGAAAAAAGAUAUGAAGAUUUUUUUCACGUUUUUAGAACUCGUAGAGCGUUUUUGUUAAUAUUUCAAGGAAAAUGUAACUUGUUGAUGCGUUCGAAGGUUUUAAUAAACCGUCGCAAAGUCGUUUUGGUUUAGAGCACAAAACCAAGAAAGAAUUAUUAACGUACGAUUGACUCUUCUCAUUUGUUCUUCUUUUUGGCCAAAAGCCAAACAGAACAUGCGAAUUUUUAAACUUAUUAUUGUUAUUAUUAUUACUAUUAUGUAGGAUUAUAGAAUAGUUCAAAAAAUAUUGCAUUGAAUAAUUUAUUCAAAUGGAUCAUUUCGUCGAGUUUAAUAACGCGACGAUAGAUUUUAAUAAACGUGGAAAAUUUAACGAAAUUUCAUUCAUUGCUACGAGAGCACGUUUUUAAAUCAACGCGGAUGCUCAUUUCAGUGUAAAUAAAGAAAAGAUUAACUGAUUUUGAAAAAUAAAUUUUCGAAUCUGUUGAUUUCGAAA